CUGUGUCGACAUCCACGUCAUCGGCGCCAAAACAUGAGUUAUUUAUGUACUCAUUUGGUUUCUCUCUAGAUUUGGACCACACUAAUGAUGUACAGUGAUGACAUGGAAUCUCUUCCACUUCCUUGAUGACUGGUUAUUCAAAUUAAGUGAAGAUAUAUUCUUAAUUCCCAGAGUAAGGGCCUUCAACAUAAUAAUGAUUAGUCAUGUUAGCCAGUGGGGAGAAGAGUUCAGCUUGGUCAAGCAUCCACAGGGGACAGAGGUGAAGGCCAUCACUUACUCAGCCAUGCAGGUCCAUGAUAUUGAGAUCUUUGCCAUCAUCGAUAUCUGA
Molecule: messenger RNA, 328 nt
Organism: Oncorhynchus gorbuscha (pink salmon)
Lineage: Eukaryota; Metazoa; Chordata; Actinopteri; Salmoniformes; Salmonidae
Product: protein archease-like
Exons: 4
Coding region: 98-328 (76 amino acids)
Biological process (GO): tRNA splicing, via endonucleolytic cleavage and ligation
Cellular component (GO): tRNA-splicing ligase complex
Source: RefSeq, a predicted model, not a curated record